Messenger RNA from Haliotis rubra (blacklip abalone), 2400 nucleotides. RefSeq names its product SWI/SNF-related matrix-associated actin-dependent regulator of chromatin subfamily B member 1-like. Lineage: Eukaryota; Metazoa; Mollusca; Gastropoda; Lepetellida; Haliotidae. Gene Ontology annotation, biological process: chromatin remodeling; regulation of transcription by RNA polymerase II. The coding region runs from base 36 to 1205 and encodes 389 amino acids. Gene Ontology annotation, molecular function: transcription coregulator activity. Gene Ontology annotation, cellular component: nuclear chromosome; nucleus. The transcript is spliced from 10 exons. The record is from RefSeq and is a predicted model, not a curated record.
CACACCGAACCUAGUUUCGACUCACUUUGGGAACAAUGGCGUCGGUAGCUAAACCCGAGAAAGAACAACCAGAUAAAAGUGUAAAUAGUAAUGGAACCAAAACAUUUGGCGACAAACCAAAAUGUUUUGCAAUCGAGGAAGGCGGAGAGGCUUACUACAUCGGUUCAGAGGUGGGCAACUUCCUUCGUAUGUUCCGAGGGUCGUUAUACAAGCGAUAUCCAUCAAUGUGGAGGAGACUGGUCACGGUUGAGGAAAGGAAGAAGAUAGCUACCAUGGUUUUCGCAGGGUUCGGUCAGCACUCUCUGGCGACAAACAUCACCUUGCUGAAGGCAGCCGAGGUGGACGAGAUCUUUGAGGGCAACGACGACAAAUACAAAGCUGUCUCCAUCAGUAGCGAACCGUCAUUUACCAGAGAUUCAAAAACAAAGCGCAGUACCUGGGUACCCACAAUUCCAAGCAGUUCGCACCACCUCGAUGCUGUUCCAUGCUCCACCCCCAUCAACAGAAACAGACUUGGCAAAGGCAAAGUGCGGACAUUCCCUCUAUGCUUUGAUGACACAAACCCAGCUACCAUCCACGAGAAUGCUGGCCAAAAUGAAUCUCUUAUCCCUAUCAGACUCGAUAUGGAGUUUGAUGGCCAAAAAUUGAGAGAUUGUUUCACAUGGAAUAAAAAUGAAAAGCUAAUCUCACCAGAACAGUUUGCUGAAGUAUUAUGUGAUGACCUUGACCUUAACCCAAUCAACUUCGUGUCGGCUGUGGCCCAAGCUAUCCGGCAACAGAUCGAGGCAUCGCCCACAGAAACUAUAGUGGAGGACCAGAAGGAUCAAAGAGUUAUACUCAAAUUAAACAUUCAUGUAGGAAAUAUCUCACUAGUGGACCAAUUUGAGUGGGACCUCUCCGAGCCCGAAAACAGUCCAGAGGAGUUCUCCACUAAACUGUGUGCUGAGCUGGGUCUUGGUGGGGAGUUUGUGACAGCGAUCGCAUACAGUAUACGAGGUCAGCUGAGCUGGCAUCAAAGAACUUACGCUUUCAGCGAGGCACCGCUGCCUAUUGUUGAAGUCGCACUCAGGAACCAGAAUGAAGCGGACCAGUGGUGUCCAUUCCUGGAGACACUGACCGAUGCGGAAAUGGAGAAGAAGAUCCGAGAUCAAGACAGAAAUACAAGAGGUAUGCGAAGAUUGGCCAACACAGCACCUUCCUGGUGAAAAGACCUUUAAAGUGUUGACACUGACGAGUUCGGUCUACCGGAGAAGCCAUGGACGUCUUCAGUAUGAGUGUAAUGUAUUUUGCAGGUUCUGAAACGGACAUGGUUCUGCCACUGGCAUUAUGAGGAGUCAACUGCUCAUCUGAUCACAACAUUGUGAGGGUAGUGGAAUAUCUAAUGGGUGGGAAGGUAGUGGAGGGGAGGUUUCUAACGAACAGGAGGGUCAGGUGGAUUUCUGACAGGUGGGAGGGUGUGGGGUUGGAUCUCAAAUUGGUAGGCAUUUGAGGGGUGGAUAUUUAAUGGGUAUGAAGGAGGGGACGUUGAAAUUAAUUUAUGGACCGUGGGCUUGGGUUGGAGUGAAGGAGGUGGUGGAAGGAUCUAAUCCAGUUUAGUAUUUCAGUAUUAGAAUUUAGUGUAAUCAUAUGGAAUUUUCUGAAGCCAGUUUGUAUUUAUUGGGGAUGUAUGGUUGUGGAUUGGUUUUGUGGAGGGACUGGGACUCUAUGAUCAAGAGCGGAUUUGGUUCUUCAGGUAAGAAAUUCAAAAUAGAGCUGGGGUGGUGAUUUAUUUGGUUGACUGAGGGUUGGUGAGGUGGGUAGGUAGGUAGAGACCCUAAGACCUGGAAUCUGUCAUGGAUUACCCCCAGUGGACCUUGUCAGAUGGGCAGUGGGGUAGCCUAGUGGUUAAUGCGUUCGCUCAUCAAGCCGAAGACCCAGGUUUGAUUCCCCACAUGGGUACAAUGUGUAAAGCCCAUUUCUAGUGUUGCCCACCAUGAUAUUGCUGGAAUAUUGCUAACGGCAGUGUAAAACCAUACUCACUCACUCAUAAUCACUUAACAGAUGAUUGAAUAGAUUUAUACUGUUACCAUCAUGUGCAAACCUAGAUUUAUAUAACUCUUUUCAACACUAUGAAUACAUGUUAUGUUAUCCAAGGGAAUUUCAGGUAUAGAAGUGUACUUUUAAGUAUGUAACUGUUAACAUGUUGCUGAUCAAAAUGGAUCUUCCAGAAGUGGAAUAUUUAAAACAGGUCUCAUGGAUACUGAUUAUCUAAUAUUGAGAUGUGAAGAUAGUUAUUAUGAGGGAGGGAGAACAGUGUAACACAUCAUAGUUGAUGAUGGACGAAGACGAAGACAGUGUUGUGUAUCAUAGGACGCUGGGCUCUGGAUUUCUACAGCUAAAACUGCCACGUCACCCUGUAUU